UUGAAGCACUUUUAUGUGUUAAUUUUUUUAUCUCUUUACAAAAUUGCGGUACGUCCGUGUAAAUACAUAUACUAGUAUUUAGAUACGUUUACCAUAAUAAUAUAAGUGACGGCUCAUAACAUCUGCAAUGUAUUUGUGCGUAUUCUUUAUGUUCUUCCCUUUUAUAUUCAUAGUUCAUUUGUCAAGUUAUAUUUAACUCUUUGUAUUACAAAAUUAUAUUUUGACAAGUCCUUAUCAAUUGCACUAACUGUGACAAAGGUUAAAGUAUAAGAUUAAGAAAUAGACUCUUCUUGUCAUAUCUCCAUUUUAAAAAAAGGCAAAGGCAUCGGUAAUGUUGAAUUCAAAAUGUAUGUGCAUGUUCUUUAUUCUUAAUCUCUAUAUUUACGUUUUUGCCGAAAAUAUAAAUGGCAAUCCUGAUUGGAAAUUGGCGUUGCUGAAAAUUGACGAUCUGCAGAAAAUGGUGCGUGUGCAAGAGGAGCGAAUUUCUAUGUUAGAAAAUCAAUCAUUAGAGUCCGUAACUCAGACUGUGGCCGAAUUACAUAAUACUGUGAAGAAACAAGGUACUAAGAUCGCUCAGUUGGAGGCAAGGAUCCAAGAGUUGGAGACUGUUGUAAAGAUUGAAGAUGUUAUUCCAGCUGAAUCCGCAGAAAAUUAUCAUAGCCCGUUAUCUGAAACAAAUGGAACUUAUGUUUCACCAAAUAAGACAUCUAAUAGAAGAGGUCAGUUGCAAAGUCUCCAGCCAACAAGGAUGCCAGUUGACAUGGUCGCAUUUUACGCAUAUUUAUCAUCUGAUACCCCUGCUUCAGUUGCUCAUCACAUUAUUACGUUUGACACGGUUAUUACAAACGUAGGAAACGCCUAUCACCCUCACUCUGGCACAUUCAUUGCACCAAGGUCGGGGCUCUAUGUUUUUACCUGGACGAUUAGAUCGUUCGGCAACUCAUAUUUCACUAUUGAAUUAUUUGUAAAUAACAAUGUUGUUAAUUGGAUAUAUUUCGACACCGGCCAUACUAUAGAUGGUAGUGUAAGCGGCACCGCUGUCGUCCAUGUUAAUCAGGGCGAUGAUGUUUUGAUACGAACGGGCCCCGAUUUUCACAAUGGAAACAUCAUAAGCGACAAGAAUGGAAAAUCUUCCUUUGCGGGUUGGAUUGUAAUGUAA
Messenger RNA from Magallana angulata, 1159 nucleotides. RefSeq names its product cerebellin-1-like. The transcript has 2 exons. The coding region runs from base 332 to 1159 and encodes 275 amino acids. NCBI's taxonomy places the organism in Eukaryota, Metazoa, Mollusca, Bivalvia, Ostreida, Ostreidae. Gene Ontology annotation, molecular function: protein binding. The record is from RefSeq and is a predicted model, not a curated record.